UUUUUCAAUUUGUUUAAUUGAGUUCUACAAAGAGUUAAAAGUUCUGUAAUAGUGCAACCUCGUAUCUUAGUGUUUUAUUGCGUGUGAUAUGACUAAAAAGUAAUUGUAAAAACAUAAUUUUCUUUACAAAUUGUUAAGUGAUCAAAAAGGGAAGCUCAGCGUAAUAAAAUGGAUCAAAUGGACGAUGAGCAAAGGAAAAUCACUGAAGAAUUGCAACAAGCUGGAUAUGAUACGAGAAGUGAAGCUUCUAAUGAAAGUUCAGAUGAUUCAACAAGCAUUAGUUCUGAGAGUUCAAAAGCGUCGAGGAAAAAAUCGCACCGGAACAGCAAAAACAAUGGAAGAUCUACAAGGGCCAGACAAGAAAAAAAAUCUGAAUCAAAAGAAACUACAGAAAACGGGAAAAAAGCAGCAAGAAAUUCACCCAGUAAGAGUCCUGAGCCAAAAAAGAGACGCCAGAAUAGUUCAGGCAGCCAGACAGGUAGCAAUAUUAAUAACAGCAGUGAUGAAGCUAAGGAAUCUGCAAAAGACUCUAGUGGAGACGGAAAGACUGCUAAAAAAUCGUCCAAAUCCUACGACUAUAUGACAAAAUUAAAUUAUUUGUUUCGUGAAACAAAAUUUUUUGUUAUAAAGUCAAAUAAUGCUGAAAAUGUAAGGAUCUCGAAAACGAAAGGAGUGUGGAGCACACUACCUCAAAACGAGCAAAACUUGAAUCAAGCUUACAGAGAAUGUCGAAAUGUUCUCUUAAUAUUUUCUGUUAAGGAAAGUGGAAAAUUUGCCGGCUUCGCAAGAAUGGCUGGUGAAUCUCGAAGAGACGGCCCAACCGUUGAAUGGGAAUUACCUCCAGGAAUUUCUGCAAAAGCUCUUGGUGGUGUUUUUGAUAUAGACUGGAUAUGCAAAAAAGAAUUGUCAUUCACAUGCACAACUCAUUUGCAUAAUGGGUGGAACGAUGGGAAACCUGUGAAAAUUGGAAGAGAUGGGCAGGAAAUUGAGCCAAAAGUUGCUGAAGAAUUAUGUCGCUUGUUUCCUGAGGAUGAAACAAUCGAAAUGAUGCCAGUUCUCAAAAAAUCAAAAGAAAUGGCGAAACAACUUCGUGAAAAAGGAAUCACUCCAAAUUUUCGUCGACCUACGAAUCCAACAUUUUCAUCAAGAAGUAAUGGAUUAUCACAUCGUGGCGGACGGGGUGGUGGUAUGAAUAAUCAUUUGGAUCGAAGACCAUCUAUUCGAGGGGGAUUGCAUAAGAAAGUUUUUCUUAGUAAACGUCUUAAUAGUGGUCCUCUUAAUAAAAAACCAAUGUACAAUCGAAUGCUACCGAUGAAAGGACAUUCAGGUCAUCGAUUUGGUGGAAGUUCAACGGCGGCAGCUGAAGCUUAUGUCGCAGAUUAUAUGAGAACUAUGCAGUUGCCAAUACCGUAUGCCCCACCUCAUGAUUUUCCUGGAUUUGGAUCUUCAAUUCCACCUGCUCUUCCAAGAUAUUAUGAUGGAAUACCGACAAGAGCUCCUCCAAUAAUUCCAGAUUAUCCACCACCAGCAAUUCCCAGCCGAAAUCAACCGUCGUCCUCAAAUUAUGAUAAGAGGAGUUACGAUGAAUUUAUGUGGAAGAAUAAGAAUCGCAACGGUGGACCCAAUAAUCGUAACAGAGACACUCGUGAUGCAACCCGCGGUGGAGAUAAACAUCGCACUUAUCGUCGAUAAAUUUUUAACUGUUAGUGACCGUAUAAAUUAUUGAAAUCUCGUAAAAGUAUUUUACUUAACUUUCGCGGUUUAUGAUUUUUUAACAUCAGUUCAAAUUUGCUUAUUUGUAAAUACAUGAGGAAAUUAUUGAAACUUAUUUCGCUGCGAAAUAUAUUUUUAGUUUUUUAUCCUUAUUAAAAUAAAAAAGAAAAACAAUAGAAAAGUUUUAUGGAAAAUCAUAUAUACAGCCGAGGAAACCAGAGAUUGUACAACAAAAAGUUAAAGUAAAAUUAAAAGUAGUUGUCUUUAAUUUAAAAGGUCUAUGAACAUGAAACAACUUAUUGGAAAUUUAGAUGUAAGUUAAAACAGAAAAUAAAUCCUUCAUUUUUCAGGAAUUGGAUGAUUUUUUUUAAUAAUACGAAUAAAAACACUCUUGAAUAGAGACUUGGAAGAUAAAGAUAAUAAAA
This is a messenger RNA of Clunio marinus, 2138 nucleotides long. Lineage: Eukaryota; Metazoa; Arthropoda; Insecta; Diptera; Chironomidae. The record is from the annotation of a GenBank genome assembly.